AUGACUGAGGCAUGGGGCACCUCAGCCGCUGAGGCUCAGCGAAUUGAGAUCACGGAAAAGGCCAAGAUUGAUGAAGAUACUGGCUUUACUCCUCAUUCUUUGGUCUUUGGUUAUGAUGCUUGCUUCCCUCUGGAUCUGGCUCUGCUGACCCCACAGUCCGAGUUAAGCAAUCGUUUGGGUAGAAGCGAGCUCUCCUCUGAUGCCGUUAAGGAGAUACUGCAGUCGUUUGCUGAAAGACGACGUAAGAUCCAUGAGUUAUGGGCAGAAGCUUGGGAAAGGAACCGUGCUGCUCAUGCCAAGAAGCUUCAACAGCCAGCUGUUCCAUAA
Perkinsus marinus ATCC 50983 is the source of this 327-nucleotide messenger RNA. RefSeq lists its product as hypothetical. NCBI's taxonomy places the organism in Eukaryota, Perkinsozoa, Perkinsida, Perkinsidae. The coding region runs from base 1 to 327 and encodes 108 amino acids. The record is from RefSeq and is a predicted model, not a curated record. The transcript is spliced from 3 exons.